AGAGCAUCACGAUAACUCAGACGUCACCAACGAUUUGCACACGAAACGGAACAUUCGGAAUGGUCGAACCAGAUCCACAUGUUGAAAAACGUCGUAUCUAUAAAAUUGUCCUUACAGGUGGUCCCUGUGGUGGAAAAACCACAGGACAAGAGCGUCUUCGGACAUUUUUCGAGGAAAUUGGAUGGAAGGUAUAUACUGUCCCGGAAACAGCCAAUAUAUUGCUUGGUGGUGGCGUGAAAUUUAUCGAGUUGUCAGAGGAGCAAGUUUAUAAAUUUCAGAAAGAUCUGUUAUUAACUUUGCUGAGAAUUGAAACGGUUUUCUUUAAUCAAGCCAAUGCAUCAAAUGCUAAACGUAUCUUAAUCAUAUGUGAUCGUGGAGCCAUGGAUCCGGCAGCAUACAUUGACAAAAAAUCUUGGAAUAAAAUGUUGAAGGAAAUGAAUUUGGAUCAAUUCAGUCUGCGAGAAGAUAGGUAUGACCAAGUUCUGCAUAUGACGACUGCAGCAGAUGGCGCUGAAGAAUAUUAUACUUUGGCAAAUAGUAAUGUAAGAACGGAAUCGAUCCAGGAAGCUGUAGAACAAGAUCGACGCACCCGAGAUGCCUGGCUUGGGCAUCCACGCGUUGAUGUAAUCGAGAAUGUCGGAUGCAAAUCAUUUGAGGACAAAAUGCGUAAAUUAAUUGCUGCUUUGUGCAGUCGAAUGGGUCUUCCUACUCAAGAUCGAUUGGCCUUCAAUAGCAAGAAAAGAAAAUGGCUUGUCGCAUCGUUUGAUGAGAAGCGUUUGCCACGUUGUGAGGUGUUCUUUGUACGGCAUAAUUAUUUGUGUACCAACGAUCAGAAUAUUCAGGUUCGGUUACGUUCUCGAAGGCAAAAUGGCCGCACGACAUAUGCUAUAACAACUCGGCACUAUGAUGGUCCAGAACCGGUCGAAACUCGCAUGCAGUUGAACUAUCGAGAAUAUAUGAAUUAUAUUAAAAUGCAAGAUCGUUCGAGAGUGCCGAUCAAUAAGGAACGGAGAUGCUUCAUGUAUGGCAAACAGUACUAUCAUUUGGAUACGUAUACUUCACCAUUACCACCAUCAUGUGAGGGAAAGCCGUUAAUGUUACUGGAAACAUACACGACUGCUCCGAUCGGUGACACCAAUGAACCAAUAUUACCCGACUUUAUGAAUAUUUCAAAAGAAGUGACAGGUGAUCCAGCCUAUAGUAUGUAUACAAUUGCCGAUCUAAAGAUGGUCAAGAGAAACUAAGAAACUAACGUCUUGUUUUGUCACGUUGAAAAUUAUUCUAUAUUACUCUUAACAGUUUUCAGUUUUUUGUCAGACGUUAAACUAGUUAUUAAUUAUUGCAGCAGUAGCCUAUAUUAUCCAACCUGAGUUCUAUUCAAGCAGACGUAUUUUUUGGCUUUACUUGCACAGGAAUCAUGGAUUAGGAGAGAUGAGGUGGUCUUAAAAAUUAUGGCUGUAUGCUUACGAAUUUGCCUGGCGAGAGCUUCUAAUUGUGUUUUAUUGCUCCCGCCUUUCCUGUAAAUUUUUUCGAAAAAUGAUAUUAACAAUAAAUAGGCAUGGUAGAAUUUCGUUUCCUUGAAGAGUUUAUUGAAGUAAUUGUUUCGACUAUCUUGAAGAGGUCUCUACAGUCCAAAAUUCUUGGGAAAUUCGUGUUUUUAUGUUCUUUUGCUUUUUUUCCUGUCUUCAUGAUUUCGUUCUCGGGAUGGCUUCUUCAUAAACCACACUUUAUUUUAAUUUUAAAAUCUGAAUGCUGUUUGCAUUUUUACACAGGGGCUACUGGUAAAAAUGCCUGUGAUUAAAUCUACAAGACUUUGGAGUUAAUUCAUACCGAAACUUCGUAGUUCUCGUUCUGAUUGAAUUAUCGUCAUGCAUUAUCUCUAUGGCCUAACGUUUUCGCCGCCAUUCAUUUCAUCAUACUCAUUGGGACGCUAUGUGAUGUGUUUACUCUUACCAACAAAACUGAUUUCGAAAAUAUUUCACUGAUAGCUUUUCUUUUAGAAAUUUCAUGAUUGAAUUUAGCAGAAACAGAUUGAACCGCACUUUUUAUCGUUCCAAAGUCAUCAGCACUGCGACUUGUUAACUGUUCAAAAGUUGAGGUGAAAUGGAGAACUGAUAAUUAUUACCCGAAUAUGUAUCUCAGUUUCAUCGUAGUCCAAGCGAUGUUCCGUUAUACUAUAACCGUCUGAGUUUGCAUGUUUUAAUUUAUGGAAAUCUGAUGGUUGCUAUUAUAUUGUAUUUCUUAAAGAUAUGUGUCUUCGGCUGUCUAGUCUGCUACUAUUCCUCAACUUUAAAAAAGGUAUGCGACACUGUCAGCAAAAAGUAUCACGUAUGUUUCUAUUUCUUCAACAUUCAUGUUAAUUUGCAAAUUCAGUGUUUGCUAAUAACCAACCAUGUCAUGAAGCUGAAAUAGAUAUUUUCUUUAAUUUUUCCCUUAACUUUCUGUUUCAAACUGUUUCUGAAACAGCAAUCAGUACCGUUAGCUAGCGUGUGUUUUCACUAAUUUUAUAUUUAUCAAAAAUCAAAAU
Molecule: messenger RNA, 2527 nt
Organism: Loa loa (African eye worm)
Lineage: Eukaryota; Metazoa; Nematoda; Chromadorea; Rhabditida; Onchocercidae
Exons: 8
Coding region: 60-1244 (394 amino acids)
Biological process (GO): photoreceptor cell maintenance
Molecular function (GO): phosphatidic acid binding; phosphatidylinositol binding; GTP binding
Source: RefSeq, a predicted model, not a curated record